This is a messenger RNA of Trichoderma citrinoviride, 873 nucleotides long. RefSeq lists its product as hypothetical. The record is from RefSeq and is a predicted model, not a curated record. The transcript is spliced from 2 exons. The annotation marks the transcript as partial. Lineage: Eukaryota; Fungi; Ascomycota; Sordariomycetes; Hypocreales; Hypocreaceae.
GUGAACAUGGGUCGAAAGCGUGGCCGCGCCGCAGACGAGGAGGAAAUGGGCUGGGGGCAGCACCAGAAUAAACGAUUUCAGUACCUUCCAGUCCAAAGCUCGCCAGACUCGGCUCAGCAGUGGCAGUCUGCAUCAUCCUCCCUUACCUCUCUCAAUUUCAGCUCUCAUGGCCCCGUGUCGCAGCCCGGCUUUGCUCCUUCGUCACACCAAGCUGCAGCAGGCCCUUCAUCUUACGGUGGCGCGGAGCCGAACACGGCAGCGAGCUCUGAUCGGAUGCCAACGCCGAUGCGCCCCAGCUUCGCCGCCCAGGUGCGCGGCCAGCAGCACGAGUGGGCCGGCCCUGGUCCGGUUGUGACGACACUCAACGGCGUCGUCAACAUGGGGCAUCAUCCCGCCGGCUUUUCGGAUGAUCAAUCUGUACCUCGCGUCAUGUCGGGUCUGGAAGACUGGCAAGUUGUGCAACAUGAGCGAAGGCUGCCCUCCCCCAUCUCGGAAGUCGAGGGCUGCGCCCGGGAUCAAGGCUCCAGCGACACUGCCAUGAUGGUUGACGAUGGCAUGGGCGCGACCAUCGGUGCUCCGUUGCCGACCCCUGCUGCGGACCACCCCAACACGAUGAUGAAUGUCGAGUCGCCGGCACAACUGCAAGCGGUCGACCGCCAGGGUGACGCGCCUUCGCCUAGCCCCGGCCGCAGAGGCCAUACGCGAAGCAGGCAUACCAUCAGCAGCUCGACGUGGGGGGCCCGUCCGAUGUAUCAGGAAACCACCCCUACGACGGAUGCGAACGGGGUCAGGAAGAGCUUCAGCAUUGGCUACCGACCCGAUUGUGAGAAAUGCAGAGCCAGAGUAAUUGGGCACUACAAUCACGUUGUCAUC